UCCUAAAAUCAGCGUUUGGGUGUGGAUCCAUACUCAGAGGAACAUUACAAAAUGGGAUUUCAUUCAACACUGCACUAUGUGGUUCCUCAGGGAGACGUGCUGAAAGACUUGAACUAGAGCAGAUGAAUGACAGCAGCACUGUGAUAGAGGUGAAAGCAUGAAUGACCACAGUGAGCAAAGAAGGAACGUUCAGUCCAAAUCCUUUCAAGCGGGUACAGGACUCCACCUCCUUCCACCAAGACUGAGGACGUCUACUGGCACGUGGCUUUCGUCCAGAGACUCUGAGCGUUUGGGCCUCCAAGUGCAGGGGUACUGCUGCCCCCUCCUGCAGAGGCCCAGCAGUGGAAGGGUGAUCCCACAGAGCAGAGGGGGAGGAGAUGAGAAACUGCUCAGCAGCAUCAGGCUGAGGCUGGAAAGCAGAGCAAAACCAGCAUCAAGGUCCAAAACUGGGAGCAGACCUGAGACGACCUCACAAAGUGGAGCUCCCACUGUGGGCCAAAGCAAAGAUCCAGUCGAUGAAAGAACAGAGACCUCGAGAACCCCCUGCGACAGCGAGAGGCCGGCUCGACACACACAUCCUGCUUCCACAAAGGUUUCAGAGCUCCAUCUAUAUCUGCCGUCAUCACUGUGUGAAGAUGAGAAGCAGGACACAGACGGACGGGAGAUGAGGAAUUUAUCAGAGGAGACCAGCGGUGAAGAACGUGAGGUCAAACUAACCAUCUCACACGUGUCACACACCAGUGAAGACGAGCCUAAUCCAGGACUCAGCAGUCCACAGCACAUCACCAGCUGAUCACAACCUUCUGAGUCAGUUUAACCCCAAAAGAAUCACCACAUGACCAGCGCACACAAACACACCUAAUGAGGUGGUGUAGUUUCUCCUCAGAUAUAUAUCAACGCUCUGCUCAGAGAGCUGGGUGACCUCUGAGGGACGACGGUGUUUAUGCACUGCAGGGAAAAUGUCAAACUAAUGAGAUCUCUGUGGACAACUGACAUGCCAACAUAUACUGUUAGUGGAGCAGGAGUGUUGUUUCAAAAUAAAACCUGGACAAAUGACAGCUGUAGCGACAAACUAGAAAAACGUG
Molecule: messenger RNA, 1085 nt
Organism: Maylandia zebra (zebra mbuna)
Lineage: Eukaryota; Metazoa; Chordata; Actinopteri; Cichliformes; Cichlidae
Source: RefSeq, a predicted model, not a curated record